Molecule: messenger RNA, 649 nt
Organism: Poecilia latipinna (sailfin molly)
Lineage: Eukaryota; Metazoa; Chordata; Actinopteri; Cyprinodontiformes; Poeciliidae
Product: kallikrein-13-like
Exons: 5
Coding region: 1-513 (170 amino acids)
Biological process (GO): proteolysis
Cellular component (GO): secretory granule
Molecular function (GO): serine-type endopeptidase activity
Source: RefSeq, a predicted model, not a curated record
AUGAAUUGUGCAAUAUUAAAAGUUCAUCCACGGACUAUUAUACGUUACCGUCAAGUAGUCCGACAAGCUCCUGAGAUUUACGGCAAGUGGCAUGAUAUUGCGUUGCUGAAGCUUGAGACACCAAUAAGAGAUGUCCCACUUGGUCAGCUAUCAAGUUGCAGCCGUCGUCUUAAAGUAGGCGAUGUUGUUCAGCUGGCAGGAGAAGGAGGAACGACAACCGGCCCCAAUAAUAAGCGAUUAACUGCUUCUGCUAUUCCAUCACAUCUUCAGUGUGUCAACAUGAAAGUUGUUGCUGUUUCCACCUUCUUGCAGACACGUGGGCAUAUAUUCCUUACUGAAGCACCGAACAAGGAUAUAUGCUAUGCUGACGCUGGUGGAGCAGCGAUGUACAACGGCAUGAUUUAUGGAGUGAUUUCUUUUUUUGGAGCAGACUAUGCAUGUCAGCAAUCAACUGUAAUCAUGGAUGUGUGUGAAUACUUGGGGUGGAUAAAACAAAAAACUGGCCUUGAAUAAAACAUAAACUAUCAUGAAAUAAAAUUCUCAUCAAAUUUCCUCUCACAUAUAAUUUUAUAAUUGUAUCUUCAUCAGUUUGAUCCACAUGUUUGUAGAAUUAGAAUAAAUUCAUUGUUUUGUUUUUUUCCUCACCUGA